Saimiri boliviensis boliviensis (Bolivian squirrel monkey) is the source of this 4107-nucleotide messenger RNA. Lineage: Eukaryota; Metazoa; Chordata; Mammalia; Primates; Cebidae. The record is from RefSeq and is a predicted model, not a curated record.
AUGGCGGUAACUGCCGGACAUUUGUCCCAUGACAGGGCAGAGAUGGAAAUCCAAGAAAUCAAUGAGGAUUUGCACUUCCAGCUGGUAGAGACCCAACAGCAGUUUGAAGAGCUCAAGGAGAAAUUUUUUAUAAGUCAAGCUACUGCCUACUCUCUGGCCAAGCAACUCAACACAUACAAGUGUGAAGAGGACAAAGACAUCAUAGACUCUGUGCUGAGGGAUCAAGUGCAGUUCAUAGAGGAGAAGCUGGCAGAGAAGAUCAGGUAAGCGGAGGAGCUCAGUCCCUGUUUGAAUUCCCCUGCCACAAACACCAGCAUGGUGGUAACUGCUAUACAUUUGUCCCAUGACAGGGCAGAGAUGGAAAUCAAAGAAAUCAAUGAGGAUUUGCAUUUCCAGCUGGCAGAGAGCCAACUGCAGUUUGAAGAGCUCCAGGAGAAAUUUCUUAUAAGUCAAGCUACUGCAUACUCUCUGGCCAAGCAACUCAACACAUACAAGUGUGAAGAGGACAAAGACAUCAUAGACUCUGUGCUGAGGGAUCAAGUGCAGUACAUAGAAGAGAAACUGGCAGAGAAGCUCAGUCCCUGUUUGAAUUCUCCUGCCACAAAUAUCAGCAUGGUGGUAACUGCUACACAUUUGUCCCAUGACAGGGCAGAGAUGGAAAUCAAAGAAAUCAACGAGGAUUUGCACUUCCAGCUGGCAGAGAGCCAACUGCAGUUUGAAGAGCUCCAGGAAAAAUUUCUUAUUACUCAAGCUACUGCCUACUCUCUGGCCAAGCAACUCAACACAUACAAGUGUGAAGAGGACAAAGACAUCAUAGACUCUGUGCUGAGAGAUCAAGUGCAGUUCAUAGAGGAGAAGCUGGCAGAGAAGCUCAGUCCCUGUUUGAAUUCUCCUGCCACAAAUAUCAGCAUGGUGGUAACUGCUACACAUUUGUCCCAUGACAGGGCAGAGAUGGAAAUCAAAGAAAUCAACGAGGAUUUGCACUUCCAGCUAGCAGAGAGCCAACUGCAGUUUGAAGAGCUCCAGGAAAAAUUUCUUAUAACUCAAGCUACUGCCUACUCUCUGGCCAAGCAACUCAACAUAUACAAGUGUGAAGAGGACAAAGACAUCAUAGACUCUGUGCUGAGGGAUCAAGUGCAGUUCAUAGAGGAGAAGCUGGCAGAGAAGCUCAGGGCAGAGAUGGAAAUCAAAGAAAUCAAUGAGGAUUUGCAUUUCCAGCUGGCAGAGAGCCAACUGCAGUUUGAAGAGCUCCAGGAGAAAUUUCUUAUAAGUCAAGCUACUGCCUACUCUCUGGCCAAGCAACUCAACACAUACAAGUGUGAAGAGGACAAAGACAUCAUAGACUCUGUGCUGAGAGAUCAAGUGCAGUUCAUAGAGGAGAAGCUGGCAGAGAAGCUCAGUCCCUGUUUGAAUUCUCCUGCCACAAACACCAGCAUUUUGGUAACUGCUGCACAUUUGUCCCAUGACAGGGCAGAGAAGGAAAUCCAAGAAACUAACGAGGAAUUGCACUUCCAGCUGGCAGAGAGCCAACUGCAGUUUGAAGAGCUCCAGGAAAAAUUUCUUAUUACUCAAGCUACUGCCUACUCUCUGGCCAAGCAACUCCACACAUACAAAUGUGAAGAGGACAAAGGCAUCAUAGACUCUGUGCUGAGGGAUGAAGUGCAGUUCAUAGAGGAGAAGCUGGCAGAGAAGCUCAGGCAAGCUGAGGAUCUCAGGCAAUAUAAAGCCCUGGUCCACUCUCAGGCAAAAGAGCUGACCCAGUUACGGGAGAAGUUACGGGAAGGGAGAGAUGCCUCCCGCUCACUGUAUCAGCAUCUGAAGGCCCUCCUCACUCCUGGUGACCCUGACAAGCCCCAGGAUCAGCACCUCCAGGUGCAGCUGGCUGAGGGGCACAGGCUGGCAGAGCGUCUUGUCAACAAGCUCAGCCCAGAAAGUGAUGAAGAUGAAGAUGAAGGUGUUACAGAUGAGGAGGUCGAGAAAGUACAGGAAUCACCUGCCCCCAGAGGGGUGCAGAAGGCUGAGGAAAAGGAAGUCCAUCAGGACUCACUGGAGGAAUGUGCUGUCCCUCGUCCAAACAGCCGUGGAACUUCUGACUCCAACCAGCCUCACAGGAGCGCCACAGUCACAUUUGAGGGAGACAAAGUCGACCCUGCUCUGGUUGUAGACAGUGAAUGCUCUCAGGAUGAAGAAGAGGAAACUUCAAACAUUCUCCCAGUGAAGUCUCCUACUAGUACUGUUCAUUGUUUGAAUUCUCCUGCCACAAACACCAGCAUGGUGGUAACUGCCGGACAUUUGUCCCAUGACAGGGCAGAGAUGGAAAUCCAAGAAACCAGUGAGGAAUUGCACUUCCAGCUGGCAGAGAGCCAACAGCAGUUUGAAGACCUCAAGGAGAAAUUUCUUAUAAGUCAAGCUACUGCCUACUCUCUGGCCAAGCAACUCAACAAAUACAAGUGUGAAGAGGACAAAGACAUCAUAGACUCUGUGCUGAGGGAUGAAGUGCAGUUCAUAGAGGAGAAGCUGGCAGAGAAGCUCAGGCAAGCUGAGGAGCUCAGGCAAUAUAAAGCCCUGGUCCACUCUCAGGCAAAAGAGCUGACCCAGUUACGGGAGAAGUUACGGGAAGGGAGAGAUGCCUCCCGCUCACUGUAUCAGCAUCUGAAGGCCCUCCUCACUCCUGGUGACCCUGACAAGUCCCAGGAUCAGCACCUCCAGGUGCAGCUGGCUGAGGGGCACAGGCUGGCAGAGCGUCUUGUCAACAAGCUCAGCCCAGAAAGUGAUGAAGAUGAAGAUGAAGGUGUUACAGAUGAGGAGGUCGAGAAAGUACAGGAAUCACCUGCCCCCAGAGGAGUGCAGAAGGCUGAGGAAAAGGAAGUCCCUCAGGACUCACUGGAGGAAUGUGCUGUCCCUCGUCCAAACAGCCGUGGAACUUCUGACUCCAACCAGCCUCACAGGAGCGCCACAGUCACAUUUGAGGGAGACAAAGUCGACCCUGCUUUGUUUGUAGACAGUGAAUGCUCUCAGGAUGAAGGGGAGGAAACUUCAAACAUUCUCCCAGGAAAUCAAAAGGAUCAUGAGAAAGAGGAAGGGAAAGCACCAGUGCCCCCCAGGCUGAGCCAGGAGCUUCCAGAGGUAAAGGACCAGGAAGUCCCAGAGGAUUCCUUUGAAGAAAUUUACUUGACUCCUUCAGUUCAACGUGACCUGUCUGACUGUCACCAGCCUUAUAGCGGCAUCUUGUCCACAUUGGAUGAUCAGCUCACAUGCUCUGCUCUGGAUGUAGCCUCUCCCACCCACGAGACCUGUCCCCAAGGGACUUGCAGUGGACACUUGAGCUACUACCUGUCAGAGGGGCAGACUUCACAGACACAGCCGGAGUCAAACACCUUGGUGCCCAAUUGUCUCGGGCUACAGCUGGAUCAGGGGUUCGACUGUGGGAAUGGCUUAGCCAGGCGGGGCCUUUCCUCCACCACCUGCAACUUUACAGGUAAUGCUUUUUCUGGGACACUAUGUACCUCUCAAGGCAGCAAAGACUCCAUUGAAGAUUCACCCUCUGGUGCGGCUGCCCCUGGCAACUACUCCAAAGAUCUGGUGGCCCAGGCACCCCUGAAACCAAAAACACCUCGGGGUACCAAGACACCGAUCAACAGAAGCCAGCUGUCCCAGAACCGAGGACUGGGGAGCAUUAUGGUGAAACGAGCCUACGAGACUAUGGCAGGGGCAGGGGUUCCUUUCUCUGCCAAUGGAAGGCCUCUGGCUUCAGGGAUUCGUUCCAGCUCACAGCCAGCAGCCAAACGUCAAAAACGAAACCCAGCUGAUGCACCGAAUCCUGCGGUGUUUGUGGCCACGAAGGAUACUAGGGCCCUACGCAAGGCUCUGACUCACCUGGAAAUUCGGCGAGCUGCUCGCCGACCCAGCUUACCCCUGAAGGUGAAGCCAACGCUGAUUGCAGAGCCGCCCCAGUCCCUCUACCUGCACCCUCACGUCCUGCCAGCACCAAUGAGCCUAUUGUCCUGGAGGACUGAGCACCUGUGGGGAAGGAAGGUGGGCUGCGAGGUAGAGGGUGGAUGCCCAGGCCACCCGAAUCUCCGUUCCCUUUCCUGGCAAAGGGAGUGA